Raphanus sativus (radish) is the source of this 1419-nucleotide messenger RNA. RefSeq lists its product as uncharacterized. Gene Ontology annotation, cellular component: endoplasmic reticulum; COPII-coated ER to Golgi transport vesicle. Lineage: Eukaryota; Viridiplantae; Streptophyta; Magnoliopsida; Brassicales; Brassicaceae. Bases 131 to 1291 code for a protein of 386 amino acids. The transcript is spliced from 13 exons. The record is from RefSeq and is a predicted model, not a curated record.
CUUGGCUCCUCCUCAAACAAAGAACGGUGUCGUUUCCAUAUUUCAGAAGAGAAAAAACGCAAAACUCCGUCCGUCCUCCGGAGUCAAACCAAACACUAUUCAAUCCCGUCGUCGACGUUACUCUCUCAUCAUGGCCGGGAUCCUGAAUAGAUUGAGGAAUCUGGAUGCUUAUCCAAAGAUCAAUGAGGAUUUCUACAGCCGCACGUUAUCCGGCGGUGUCAUCACCCUCCUCUCCUCCGUUGUUAUGUUUCUUCUCUUCUUCUCUGAGCUAAGAUUAUAUCUCCAUACGGUUACCGAGACGAAGCUCAUUGUUGAUACAUCAAGAGGAGAAACGUUACGCAUCAAUUUUGAUAUGACGUUUCCUGCACUAGCAUGUUCUAUUCUCAGUGUCGACGCUAUGGAUAUCAGUGGAGAGUUCCAUCUUGACGUGAAACAUGAUAUCGUAAAGAGAAGACUAGAUUCUCAUGGGAACAUUAUAGAAGCAAGACAGGACGGUAUUGGUGCUACUAAGAUUGAAAACCCACUGCAGAAACAUGGUGGCAGGCUCGAACAUAAUGAGACUUACUGUGGUUCUUGCUAUGGGGCUCAAGCGGAAGAGCAUGACUGCUGCAAUUCAUGUGAGGAUGUUCGUGAAGCAUAUAGAAAGAAAGGUUGGGGGGUUACCAAUCCAGAUUUGAUUGACCAGUGUAAACGAGAAGGUUUUCUACAAAGAGUAAAGGAUGAAGAAGGGGAAGGGUGUAAUCUCUAUGGGUUCUUGGAGGUGAAUAAGGUUGCAGGAAACUUCCACUUUGCUCCCGGUAAAAGCUUUCAUCAGGCGGGUGCUCACGUUCAUGACCUUCUUGCUUUUCAGAAAGACAGUUUUAACAUAAGUCAUAAGAUCAAUAGACUGGCUUUUGGGGACUACUUUCCUGGUGUCUUUAACCCUCUUGACAGUGUCCAGUGGAGUCAAGACACACCUAAUGCUAUGUACCAAUAUUUUAUCAAGGUUGUACCAACAGUAUACAGAGAUAUCAGUGGACACACAAUUCAAUCAAAUCAGUUCUCAGUGACCGAACAUGUUAAGAGCUCAGAAGCAGGUCAGCUGCAGUCCUUACCGGGAGUUUUCUUCUUCUAUGAUCUCUCUCCAAUCAAGGUAACAUUUACAGAGGAACAUAUAUCGUUCUUGCACUUCUUGACGAAUGUUUGUGCCAUAGUCGGAGGUGUUUUCACGGUGUCUGGGAUAAUAGACGCGUUUAUAUACCAUGGUCAUAAAGUAAUCAAGAAGAAGAUGGAAAUUGGUAAAUUUAGCUGAUCCUUUUAUCAGCUGGUUUUACUUUUUGUGUUACGGAUAAUAUGGGGUCAAUGCGUCAAAUGUAAUUAUAAGUAUUUUUUUUUUGUUACCUUCAAUCUAUAUUUCAAUUUCAACAAAAAUUUCCUAGA